Molecule: messenger RNA, 7225 nt
Organism: Pangasianodon hypophthalmus (striped catfish)
Lineage: Eukaryota; Metazoa; Chordata; Actinopteri; Siluriformes; Pangasiidae
Gene: ppm1aa
Product: protein phosphatase, Mg2+/Mn2+ dependent, 1Aa
Exons: 7
Coding region: 1-1149 (382 amino acids)
Biological process (GO): positive regulation of canonical Wnt signaling pathway; protein dephosphorylation; positive regulation of canonical NF-kappaB signal transduction
Cellular component (GO): cytosol; nucleus
Molecular function (GO): manganese ion binding; magnesium ion binding; protein serine/threonine phosphatase activity
Source: RefSeq, a predicted model, not a curated record
AUGGGUGCGUUCCUGGACAAGCCGAAGAUGGAGAAGCAGAACGUUCACGGCGAGGGGAAUGGGCUGCGCUACGGCGUGAGCAGCAUGCAGGGCUGGCGCGUGGAGAUGGAGGACGCUCACACGGCCGUCAUCGGUCUCCCGCACGGCCUCGAGCCCUGGUCCUUCUUCGCCGUGUACGACGGCCACGCCGGCUCUCAGGUCGCCCGCUACUGCUGCGAACACCUGCUCGAGCACAUCACCAGCAACCCCGACUUCCAGGGCGGCAGCGGAGGGGAGGAGGAGCCGAGCGUGGAGCGUGUCACGUCAGGGAUCAGGACCGGCUUCCUGCAGAUCGACGAGCACAUGCGUGAGAUGUCGGAGCGGAACCGGAGCGGCUCGACGGCGGUGGGCGCCAUGAUCUCGCCGCGUCGCAUCUUCUUAAUCAACUGCGGCGACUCCCGGGGGCUGCUGAGCCGCGCCGGCGCCGUGCACUUCUCCACGCAGGACCACAAACCCAGCAACCCGCUGGAGAAACAGCGCAUCCAGAACGCAGGGGGAUCCGUCAUGAUCCAGCGUGUGAACGGCUCUCUCGCCGUGUCCAGAGCUCUGGGAGAUUUCGACUACAAGUGUGUGAGUGGAAAAGGCCCCACGGAGCAGCUCGUUUCCCCCGAGCCCGAGGUUUACGCCAUCGAACGCUGCGAAGCCGAGGACGAGUUCAUCGUUCUGGCCUGCGACGGCAUCUGGGACGUGAUGACCAACGAGGAGCUGUGUGACUUCGUACGCUCGAGACUGCAGGUCACCGACGACCUGGAGAGAGUGUGUAACGAGAUCGUCGAUACCUGUCUGUACAAGGGAAGCAGAGACAACAUGAGCGUAGUGUUGGUGUGUUUUGGCGGCGCGCCGAAGGUUUCACCAGAAGCUGUGAAGAGGGAAGCAGAACUCGACAAAUACUUGGAGAACCGAGUAGAAGAGAUCCUGAAGAAGCAGAACGAUGACGGAGUACCAGAUCUUGUGCACGUGAUGCGAAUGCUGGCGUCAGAGAGCAUCCCAAACUUACCGCCUGGAGGAGAGCUGGCCAGCAAGCGAAGCGUUAUUGAAGCAGUAUAUAACAAACUCAACCCCUACAGGAAUGAGGACACAGACUCUGCGUCCGCUGAUGACGUGUGGUAGCGUUUUACAACACACACACCUUCCCCACGCCGCUCCGGCUUCUCACACACACACACACACACACACACACACACACACUCACACUCAGCGGAACCGACGGGACGCCAGCCGAAGAGGAGGAGCGAGGGAAUCAUCCCUUUACACUCAGCUACACUCACAACGGGACGUUUUAUUCCUUCUGUUUUUUAUUUUCCUGAUAUCUUUUUUUUUUUUUUUUUUUUUUUUGGGCUGUAAUUAAUUUGAUUCACAUCGUCGUGUGUGUUUGUAUAUUUGUUUUUGAAGUGCAAUUGUAAAAAAAAAAAAAAAAAAACCAACAAAAAAAACAUAAGCCUGUAUCAAACGCAGCUUGUUAUUAAAUGUUUAAAAAAAAAAAAAAAAAAAAAAGACUAAACCUUAUAAAAUAUAAAAAAAAAAGAAGAAAAAAAGAGGAAACCUUUAUGCACUAUCUGCCUUGUCAUAGGAAAUGUCAACUCUUCAGCUCGAAAGCUUGUUUUUCCUACAUUUCCGUCAGGCGUGUGCCGACGAUGUGUUUUUACACCGCGAUAUUUGGGAAUAAAGAAAAAGAACAAAAAAAAAAAAUGGUGGUGUGCGAGAUGUUUUUAAAACGUAUCGUGUGAAAGGAAUUAUGGGAUAAAGCAGAAAAGACGAUCCAGAACCACAACCUGAGGACGCCGAGACUCUGAGCCGAACAAGCCCUCUGAUUGGUCGUUGUUGUAGUGGGCGUUCCUAUCUGUGGUUGCCGUGGUUUCUCCGUUAGUGUAACAUGACUGCAGAAACAUACAAACAACACAGCGAGCUACAGGACGAACGCAGAAACCACGUGGUUCGCCACAAAUCAAUCGUCUUCCGACGAAACAAAUAAAACAACGUACGGCUGGUUCAGGAGCCGCGAAUACGCCGAACCUGAUUUCACUCUUUUCCCCGACGCUCGCCGCGGCCAUCGUGUCCUUUUUACACCCGACACCGUGUGGAAAACUCCCAAGCGUUCAUCUGUAACGUCAGAAAAACGUUCUCAGAACAUGUUCUUCUUCACAUGGUGCUCGUGAUGUUUCUCUCGCCGUGUUCCCGGUUGGAAACUAAACUGACGGCGUGUUCGUGUAACUGACACGCCGCAGUGACGUCAUAGGAACAGUUCAUCUUCUAACUUUUUAACUUAACUGUUAGCUGAGGGUUUUUUCUUUACGAUGGGUUUUUGCUGGAGAACAGACGGCUGCCUGGUUCUGGACGUACUCGCGUGUGCGCCGCGUGUGCGCCGCGUGUGCGCCGCGUGUGAGCCGCGUGUGAGCCGACACCGCUCGUCUGUACUCGCCGUUUAAAGACGGACGCUGAUCGUCAGGUGGUUCGAUUGUUUCAGAGUCGUUCCGAACACGACAGACAGUUUUACGGCGCAGAAACGCCGCCUGCCUCGGCCCCUCCUCCUCUCGCCAUCCGCUACCGCCACAUGGCGCGUGUGGAAUAUCGCGGCGUAUCGUGGAACCGGUCAUCGGCGCACGCCUGACGUCAUGGUCAGAUUUUUUUUCCUGCUCCUUUGAUGAAACGGGUAAAAGAUAACGGGCUUACAGCGCAGAGAGCUUUUUUCUUUCUUUUUUUUUUUUUUUUUUUUAAUGGAUCCAUUUGUUUUCUUUGCUUGUUAUUUUUUCUUGAUUGGCACAUAGGACACAUCGCUUCAGAGAGACAGAGAGAGAGGGUGUGUGUGUGUGUGUGUGUGUGUGUGUGUGUGUGUGUGUGUUUUACAGUCCAGAUUUAAUUUGUCUUUCUUUUGGAAUAGUUGUUAAUGUUUUUGAAAGGAAAAAAAAUCUUCCUUGAACUCUUCCUUACAACCAAGCUAAGCUCAAGUGUGUGUGUGCGUGUGUGCGCGUGUGUGCGCGUGUGCGCGUGUGUGCGUGUGUGCGUGUGUGGGUGUGCGCGUGUGCGUGUGUGUGUGUAAUGCUGAAUUUUCCUUCAGAUCCACUGAACACUGUAUCAUUAUUCAUCUUUUAUUAUUUUUCCUCAGAAAUGUUUGUGUAUUUUUUUUAUUAUGAUUGAUUGUGUAAGAUUCCUGCGCUGUGUUCCAAUACCUUUUUUAUUUUUUUAUUUUAUUUAUUUAUUUAUUUUAAUAAAGUGAGCCCUUGUUCACGUCCCCUUACCACGAUCCCGGAAGUGUGUAACACUCACAGUGCAGUCAGCGCGAGUCCGAGUCCUUAUUACUGUGUAAUAAAACUGUAAUUACAAGAUAAUAAACUAAAGAGUAGCUACGAGGAAGUAAACACGGAAACAAUGUUAAUUACAGUUAUGGGUGUGUAACUAAGCCACGCCCACAAUCAUAUGCACAACAAAGAAUUUCAGAAAACGCACAAACGUGUAGGAAUUCGCUCAUUAUUUUAUUUUAUUAUUUGGAUUUGGAUAUUCUGCAUUAAGGCUCCUUUAACUGAAUGUUGUUUACAGCGUUAAUUAACAUUAAUAAAUAAUAAACAACACGCAGCAAACAAACAAACAAACAAACCUGACGAUUAGUGCACGUGUUAAUGACUUACGGUGUAUUAAAGCUGACGUUUGUGUGUUAUUAAUGUUAACUGGGUCAUAAAGCCGUAAAGUAAAGCGUUAAUGCAUGCGAUGGAGUUUAUAUAUUUAUUGUGUUAAUGUUUUUAUUCACAUACCAGCAUUGUUUUUGUUUUUUUUUGUUUUUUUCCAUUUAAAUUCAAGAUUUUGUUUUUUUGGAAGGGUUGAACCUUAGGUGAACCUUUUAUAAAAAUGUUUGUUCAUUUCUUUAGUUGUUGGUUUGUUAAUUUGCGUUAGUUUUUAACGUCACACACCGUAAACUGCUUUGUUUGCUUUUGUUUUUUUUUUUUUUUAAAAACGACUCAUACUGCAGCAGUGCAUUCUGGGUAACUUGUGUUCAUAGAGUCUUAACUUAAUUUGCGCUGAUAAAAACACCACAACAGCCUUUAAGAUGGCGGCGGAGAGGAUUUGAGGAUCUAGGGGAAGUGGACGAGGGUGUAUUUUAAAAAUAAAUAAAUAAAUACAAUAAAUAAAAUAAAACAAAUAAAUAAAUAAAUAUUGGAACACAGCCUUGGAGCAUCUUACACCUACUGCGAGCAUUCAGACGUCACAAUUUGUUCUUCGACCAAUGUUUCAUUUUCCAGCAUUGUGUGUGCGUGUGUGUGCGUGUGUGUACGCGUGUGUACGCGUGUGUGCGUGUGUGUGCGUGUGUGUGCGUGUGUGUGCGUGUGUGUGCGCGUGUGUGUGUAGAGCUGAUGCUUUUCCAUGUUGUUCUAUUUUACCGUAUUCUUCUUUCUGAACACGUUUUUUAUUUUUAUACAUUUUUCAGCAGAGAACAAACACAAAGCUUUUUUUGUUCCACUUUGGGAGUGUGUGUAUCUGUUCCUCAGGCUCUGGGACGUUUACUGUUGUGUGUUUUUUUUUGUUUUAAAUCGGGAACAUGUCUGAACACUGUUUGCUGCUAGUGUGUGAUUAAUAGACUUGUUGAUGGAAUUGUUGAUUUUUUUUUUUCUCCAUUGGGCAAUGCUGUAAAUGUUUCUGUAAAAUCUGAUUUCUGCAGAGAGAACAUCUCUCACACACACACACACACACACACACACACAGGUGUGUUCGCUGUACUAUAGCUCUGUUUAGUUCUUUAAUUUCUGGUGGGUAGUUUGUCCAUGUGUCCCUCCUGCUGAGCCGAACCUCAAUAAUAAACCAGAUUCCUUAAAAAAUCAAAAAAAAAUUAAAAAAUAAAAAACAGAUUUUAUUUUCAGAGUUUGUUAGCGGGAUUAAUUUCAGAGCUAACGAUUCCACCCAGUGUGUUUAGACUGCAGUGUUUCAUUGUUAAACCUCACAGGGUAAUUUAUUCAAAAUAGAAUUCUUAUAUUAACAGAAUUGACAAUCUAAUGCUAGAUAACGGAUCUGAACACGUGUUGAACUGGGGAAUAUUUUUGUAAUAAUCUGACGGAGGUGAAACAGGAGGAAACCUGAGAAACAGAACAGAACCGUCCUGUUCAUCUGUCCAUCUGUUUUUCUGUCAUGUGAUGAGGAAACUGUUUCAUGCUUUUAAUCUGAUCUCAAUAAAGCAUUUAUAACACACUCAAAGCACUCUUUCAACAUGCAAAGGACAAAAACUAAACUUUAAACACUACAGCAUUUUAUUAUUGUAGUUUAUUUAUUCAUUUCUUUGUUUGUCUCGAGCUGAUAAACUGAUGAGACGCAGAAUAAUCACAACACGAUACUGUUUCUCCUGAUAUUUGCUUAUUUCAUGCUGAGAAAAAAACAGAUCUCAGCUGUCCAUCAAACUAGGAGGCGGGGCAAUAAACAGGAAGUAGUAAUAAGUUGUAACGUGUUUCGUUGAUGGUUUAUUAGACGAUUCAAAAAUUAAUAUUAAACAUUUAAUAAUUUAAUAUUUGUGGAUUGUAACGGAGAAAUCGGCUGUAGUAGAGCACGUAGUAUAACGCGAUUGUUCUUAAAUAUCACAAAGCCGCCUGUACGAUUAGCGGCGGGUCGAUACGACCGAAAUGUCAUCAUCACGAUACCUGGAGUCGUUUAUAUACGAUACAUGAUGCUGUGGCAGCAAAACAGCAGUGUUACAUUUCUCCCAAAAAAAACUAUAAAACUAUUUCAAUCAAUCAAUCAAUUAAUCCACGAGUUUGAUUUUACUUUUAUUUCAUGUCUAAAAAAAUAAACUGCUGAAAACUGUGUUCAAAAACUGUGAGAAAACUGUGAAAAUUUGAAAAACCCAGAAACUCAGAAACCUCAAAAAUCAGGAAUCAAAAUAAUGUUUUAACUUAAAAUCUGAGCAUUUAAUAAUAAUAAUAAUAAAGUGCCAGAAUUUUACUGUAGUCUGAUAUUUUAAAUAAAAGAUGGUAUUCAUAAAAUAUAUCUGUAAUUAGGAAGUCUGUGGAAUUUUAUUAUUUAGUUUUUGGUCAAUACAAUGAGUUUAACUCGAUAAUACAGUUAUUAUUUGUUUUACGAACAAACGUUGAAUUUUUUUUUUUUAUGACAAACACGUUUUAGCGUUUCUGUGUCCUGCGCGGAGAGAAGCAGCGUACAUCAGAACACCACGUUCCCAUUUUACAGCUUUAAAACAGGCUUUUAUUCAGAUUUGAUUUGAUUUUUUAUUUUUACACAUUUUUGUUUCAUCAUCAAACACGUCUCAUACGGCUUGUCUGUGGAAUUAGUGCUUUAUAACGUGUUAUGAAUGCUUUAUUUCAUGUAACACACUUGGGCAUGAAAACACAAACUUUGAAAGUGUGUUUUGAGGUAAUAAGGACUGCUGUUCGCUAAAUAAUUAACCAAAUAACCAAAUACUAAAUAAUUGUCCACAUUUAUAUCUUUAAAAUCUUUUUUUUGUGUUUUAAAUGUCCUGAAUUAAUUCUACACAUUCUCUGUGUGUGUGUGUGUGUGUGUGUGUGUGUGUGUUUUUAAUCAUGUGUAAAUGCUGUGUAGUAGGCGUGUGUAUGUGUGUGUGUGUGUGUGUGUGUGUGUGUGAGAGACAUUUACAUACCUCCCCCCCCAAAAAAAAAUCUGGAUUUACGAUAUUAUCGUGAUAUUGUGUGUGAAAUUGACUAUUAGUGUUGAUCUCUCUCUCUCUCUUUCACACACACACACACACAGAGUGCUGCUUUCCAAAAUAAAUGUAAAAAAUUUUUAAUUUAACAGGAGACGUGUUUUAAGUGUGUGAUGAAGUCAUUUACACUGAAUAUCAUGAUGUAUCGUAUAAUUCACUAUCAGCUCCUGACGACCUGCAGGUUCACUUAGCCUUAAUCUGUGUGUGUGUGUGUGUGUGUGUGUGUGUGGGGCUGUAAAUUAAACCAGACACACACACACGCUCUCCUGCUUCUCCUCCACAUGGUCAGUGGGUCAGGUUUAGCCGCACUCAUAAGCUAAACUGUUUUUUUUUUUUUUUUUUAAUAUUAAGAAAUGUAGAUGUAUAUUUGUAUUCUUUCUGUUUUUCUUUUCUUUUCUUUUUUUGGAAAUAUGGACAGAAUAAAUCACAGGAAUGUUCUCCUCUUCUGAAUACUCGUCUUUUAACUUUUUGGUCCUUGUUGUUGUUUUUAAUCAGUUCACACUGAAAAUAAACUUUUUAUUUUGGGGGAAAAAUACA